Schistosoma intercalatum is the source of this 768-nucleotide messenger RNA. Lineage: Eukaryota; Metazoa; Platyhelminthes; Trematoda; Strigeidida; Schistosomatidae. The record is from the annotation of a GenBank genome assembly.
CCUUGAGAUUCAGCGCAAGGUUCGACCAUCCAUGUUACACUCGAGGAUUAUGUUGUGUUUUUUGUCAUGAAAACCCAAACUGACCAUAUACAUGUAAUACUUCACAGAUGUGUGCUCUAUGUUACCUCACGAGAGUAGAAUCAUUCUCAGCCUGUCAUCGUCUUCAUUCACAACAUCUUAGUAAUGAAGAAAAUGUUAAACUGUUUCAAAAAUGUAAUAAUCCUAUGGGACAUGGUCAUAAUUACAAAUUAGAAGUCACAGUUUCAGGACCUAUCGAUCAAAGAACCGGUAUGAUUAUGAACAUAAGUGACUUGAAAUCGGUUGUUCAAAAACAUGUUCUCGACCUAUUAGAUCAUAAAAAUAUAGAUGAAGAUGUUGAAUAUUUUAAAAAGAAUAGUAUUGUAUCAACUACGGAAAACCUAGCAGUUUUCAUAUGGUCACAAUUAGUCAAUGCUAUCCCUAAUAAUUUACUUUACGAAGUCAAAAUAUGGGAAACUGAAAAGAAUAUCGUAACUUAUAGAGGUGAAAAAAUAAAUCACGAGUAAACUACACCUCUAAAAAUUAUUACAGUACUAAAUCAUUUAUCCCCAAAUAAAAUCAUUGAGUUUAAUUUGCUAAUAUAUUUUGCUUAGCUGUACACGUUGGUUGGUAUAUACAUGGGUACACAUUAAAUGCAACUGAAGAGAAUGACAAUAUCUACACGUCUAUAGAGCUGUAACCAUCAAAUGCUCCACGGUUGACCAUCCUCAGCAUCGCACCAAGUUGUCG